GUAGCCAUGACUGCGCGCGGGACUGCGAGCCGCUUUCUGACCAGCGUCCUCCAUAACGGGCUUGGUCGCUACGUGCAGCAGCUGCAGCGCCUCAGCCUCAGCCUCAGCCGGGAUGCGCCCUCGUCCCGCGGCGCCAGGGAGUUCGUGGAACGCGAAGUGACGGACUUCGCCCGACGGAACCCUGGGGUUGUAAUAUACGUGAACCCGCGCCCGUGCGCGGUGCCCAGAAUAGUGGCCGAAUACCUUAACGGGGCCGUACGCGAGGAAAGCAUCAACGGCAAGUCGGUGGAGGAGAUCACGUCGCUGGUGCAGAAGCUGGCUGAGCAGUCCGGCUUGGAGGUGAUCCGCAUCCGCAAGCCCUUCCACACGGAUAACCCUAGCAUCCAAGGCCAGUGGCACCCCUUCACCAACAAACGGACAGCCCCCCGCGGGCUGCGGCCCAGAGAACUCCAGGCUCCUGCUCCAGCUUCGGUACAUGCACAGUGAAGAAGCAGAUUUUGGGGCCGUGAAAGUGAUAGGAUUGGUUCCUCUUUCGGAUUUCAAGCCUGGGCAAAUAGGUGGAGCCUGCUGAAGGGGCCGUGGCCUGAGAGAAGGAAGAGCUGUUUCCAUUGCCCACUACUAGGUACCUUGUGAAUACCCUAAUUCAGAUUCAGUCCGCCUCCUCGCAAGCAGAGAUGUGAGAAAACUCACGUGUUGUAAAGGGACUUUGUUUUCUAAAAUCCAAAUAAUGAUUUCAAAACAGUGAAGGAUCUUGAGGCUGUCUCCUGAAGGACUUGUGAUGUCUUGUUGCUCUUGCUGUGGCCUGGCAUUGGGCAAGGCACCUUAUAUUUGUCAGUGUUUUGUGCGGACGGAUUUAAUCCCAGCACUCAGGAAGCAGAGACAGGCAGAUCUCGAUGAGUUCGAGGCCAGCCUAGUCUCAAUGAGAGUCCAGGAGAACCAGUGCUACACAGAGAAACCCUGUUAAACCAAAAAGAAAGAAGGGAGGGAGGGAGGCCCAGCUAGACCUCAGUGAAAGAAAGAAAAAAGAAAACCAAGGUGGUUCUCAGUGGCAGCACACUCCUUUAGUCACAGCGCGUGGUUGGCAGAGGCAGGUGAAUGCCUGGGCUACAGAGUGAGUUCUGGGACAGCCAGGGAAACUGAGGUCAUUAAACUUAACUGAGACCAUG
Meriones unguiculatus (Mongolian gerbil) is the source of this 1166-nucleotide messenger RNA. It is a transcript of the gene Mrpl43, whose product is annotated as mitochondrial ribosomal protein L43. The transcript is spliced from 3 exons. The coding region runs from base 7 to 486 and encodes 159 amino acids. The record is from RefSeq and is a predicted model, not a curated record. Gene Ontology annotation, molecular function: structural constituent of ribosome. Lineage: Eukaryota; Metazoa; Chordata; Mammalia; Rodentia; Muridae. Gene Ontology annotation, cellular component: mitochondrial large ribosomal subunit. Gene Ontology annotation, biological process: mitochondrial translation.